GUGUCGUUCGGUGCUGAAGUGGGGCGGAUGGACGGAAGAACGGCGGCGAUGGACGUUCCGCGGCUAAAGCCCCGUUAACCAUGCCCUCCGAGCGGCGUCGGGAAACCGUCAUGUGCGCACCCACCACACCGGGACACUGACACUCCGACCCCGAGCGAUGCAGUACUUUCCAAGUGCACAAACGACCAAUUCGCAGAGAACGGAGGAAUGUCAGAAGGAUAGCCGGUGAGAGAAACCAAAGACGUGGGUGUGAACUGAGGGAGAAUUCCGUUGGCCAUUUCGGGUCAGGGAUGGUGAAACAACUAUCGUUCUUGCCGUUGGUGAAAAAGGACCUCCUCGCCUUGCCUCCAGUCUCCCGCCAGCCACACAGGCAGUCCGUUAGCCAAUCAGACUCUCUGCCGAGUGGCCCCGCUAUCGUCAGGCAACCGAUUACCUCACGCCAUGACCACACUGUCUGACCUGUUUUCAAGAACUCACUAAUUCAUGCCCCGGAGCGUGAGUGGAGUGGAGAUGAGAAAAAGGCAGGCGGCGCAAAUCGAGGCACCACCACAGGUCCCUGGACAGCCCCGACCCAACACCUGCUGCCUCUGCUGGUGCGGCUGCUGCAAGUGUCUCUGGAGUGAAGACAGGAUGGAGAGAAGUCAGACCUGCACAAAGAUGGACAGUAUUGAAGCUGCAGAAGAACACUUGUCCCACUGCCGCCGCAGACACCCCAGCCUUGACGAGGUGCUGUCGUGGUCUCGGAGCUUUGAGAUGAUGCUGCGUUCACUGGACGGCCGUGAGAUAUUUCAGGAGUUUCUGAGGUCGGAGUACAGCGAGGACAACCUCCUGUUCUGGUUGGCCUGCGACGAGUUGAGGAAGGAGACUGAUCCGUCCGUGGUGGACGAGAAAGCCCGACUAAUAUAUGAAGACUAUGUGUCCAUACUGUCCCCGAAAGAGGUGAGUUUGGACUCCCGGGUACGUGAGGGCAUCAACCAGAGCCUGGCCGAGCCCAGCAGCCUGAUGUACGAGGAGGCGCAGCUCCAAAUCUACACGCUGAUGCACCGAGACUCCUUCCCCCGCUUCCUCAACUCCAGCGUUUACAGAGACCUCCUCGCCAACAGGAGACGCACCUGCCUCGACACUUAAAGACCCGCACCCCCACCUUACCUUCGACGCCCUUCGUCGAGACUACUACGUAAACUAUGGUGCCAGAAGUCCGGUUUGGAAAACAAACUCUUUAUUGAUUGCAAAAAGACUGAACGACAUCCGAAAUAGCUGGUUAUUGUUGUUCUUAAUAUUUUUCAAGCAAUUUCUAGACGGUGACGUGAGUUUGCUGGUUGCUUUUAGGUCAAAUCAGACAAGGCCGCUGUGGCCGGCCGCUGAUUGUUGUGCAGAUGUCUCGAUGGUUACCUUAGACUGGACUCCUCAGGACCAGGAAGAAAGAAAGAGUGAGGGAGAGAGAGCAAGCAAGAGUACGUAAGAGAGAACGGACAUGCCAACUAUUCCUGUACUGUAAUAAUUACGCCUCAUUUUUAAUUUGUAACCCAUUUUUCCCCCAUGUUGUUCUCAGCGAAUGAGAGUAAGGCUAUCCAAUGCCAUCAACUGCAAGCAUUUUGCAAUUUUUCUUCUUUCCAGAAAGGGAAAACUACAAGAGCUCUAAUCAGUUUUAUUUGAGGGAAGGCGUCCAAAUUGAAAUCAGCGCACACAUGUGUUUCCUUCCAUCCAUCCGUCCAUUUGAGCACUUUUCUUCUUUACGUGGGAGAAGUAAGGGCUAGACUUGUGGUUGGGCAGCUACAUGUAACCCGACAAUGCCUUCACACGUGUUUUGAACAAAAACAAUACAGGCAGCACAAGCGGCGCUGCUUGAGGUUUUUUUCCCUCUCGGAAAGCAACCACAAUUAAUCCAGACAAUCCCCUUCUUUUCCUGCUUCCCAUUAGCACUCUCAUUGCCUGACAAGCACAGGUAAAAACAAACAAAAAACACAGCGGCAGUCGUCUUCUACGUUCAGGCACUGGACACGGUUAAAAAAAUGAGCCCCCAGCCUUUUUUCUGUAAGGCUUUAUAAUGACGUCUGCAGUAAAGUGGGUGCCACACAUGAUGUCAAUGGCGCGAAAGUGGAGUCUGCUCGUUUAGCCAGCAUAUUUUAUGUUAGUGACAAUGCUAACAUGCCCCCAAGGGUGGUAGAGCAAGCUGCUAGGUUAGCAUGCCUCUGCCCUACACUCUUUGGUCUAGUUUUCUAAAAAAAACAUAAAAACAACAAAUAAAUAUUUUGAACGCAUGAUAAUGUGUUGCUUUAAAGAAUUUUAAGGACAAAUCGAAAGGGCGAGGUCUUGCCAAAUGUCCUGGUAACCAGUUUUUUUCCCUCCUGCCCGGACUGCGGAUAUGCGGUAAAAAGUGCAUGACUGAGGUAUUGUGCUAUAAUUUUAUUUUUGUCUGGUAUUGAAUUAACUCCAGUUUUAUUGGCGGCUAGAUAGAUGAUGGCAUAUCUAUCAGGUUUCUAAAAUGUUAGUAAAAACUGUGCCACUACUCGAUACAUUGAAACACUGUUUUUAUCUAACUACCUGACGUUGUCGUGCCAAGUUUUGGUGUUAGUAUUGGGACGGGAGACUCACUCGUCUCAGUCUUGUAUUGAGCGGCGUUCUGAGGGGUUGUAGCUCAACGUCAUAUAGCUGACGUCAGGUAGUUGUUGCUCAUGUACAUUCCCCAGAAAACAGCUUGAGUGAAUAUAAAGCGCUGGUUGCACUGCUUCAUGGCGUGAUUAACUCAUUCGCUGUCAUUGACGGCGAUAGAUGUCUAAUCUAUUUCAACUGGAAUGACCAGCAGGUAACUAAUGGGAUAGAUUGCGGUGAACCUCCAAAAGUGGUCCAGUUUGGUACAUGGCAAUAUGUUUUUAAGUUUGCUUUUUCUUAAGCGUUUUACUUUUGACAAACUAUAAUUCCCAAAACGACCAUAAAGCCACAAUGUGACAGUAUCACUCUGCAAAUACCUUUUUGUUGUUCAGCCUUCUAGGGGAAAGCAGUUUUUCUUACAGAGCAGUUAAUGUUCUUUUAAUGUUCACUUUGGAGGGUUCACUGUAAAUUCAAACGUACUAGUCAUCAAUGUUAUCAAUUAAUAGAGUAAAUAUAAAGUAUUGUUUUUGAGAAUUAAAAAAAAGAACAUUACAACAAAAGCUUUUUCAUCCAGAUUUAAAUGAAAACAAAGGCCUCUUUAUGGCCUACGAGUUCCUCGUAGAGCUAGAACAUAUUUAACCUUUGGCAAUACAUGCAGCCAGCCACAUCAGUAAUGGAUAUUGCUUCACUGUGCAUGCAUGCGUCCUGUUAAAUCAUUAUAAUAAUAAUUCAACUUUUUACCCCCCCCCCCCAUUUUAAGGGGGGAAAAAGAUUUUAGCCGAGUAUAAGCGCCACUUAACACAAGAAUGUCUCACCACCAAGCAGAUAAACAAUGAAAAAAAAUAGAAAUGGUGCAAUUUAAAUCAAGUUUACAUUUAUAAAUAUACAGUACUGAGUUUAUGCGUAUAGUGGUGCCGUGUUAAAAGCAUUUGGGAAACGAGCCGGAAGGUUCGAGAUUCGGGAGAGUUAGAACAGGAGCGGGGCGUGUCUGACGCUCUUCCGCCCGGCAUCCCCACCCCCCGUUUAAUUUAUUGUGACUUUAACACGGAUUAAGUGCUUGUUUUUGUGUUGACCAGCUGUGGAUUUUACAAGCAAUGAACGGGAUAAGCGAUGCGGUGGCGUCGUGCGGCCAUUUCCAUUUUGCUCUUUUUGUUUUUUUUGUUUUUUUUAAAGAGCUGAAGUGUCCUGUUGGGAAGGAGGGAGUUUUGCAAAGCUUUGGCCUUACUGACACAUUUACUAUUAUGAUGAUGAUCAUCAUUUCUAUUUCUCCUUUGAUGAAAGCAAACAACAAGCAUCUUUGUAGGCUUUUCACUACCUCUCAUGUUGAAUAAUUUUAUUUCACAUCUAGUUCUCUAUGUAUUUUUUUUUAGAUCUACUUGAAGCCUAACACUGUAACUACAAAAUGUGCACAGACAAAAAUGUAUAAUGAGCGACGGCGUCUAGGGACGUGGGUGCGUUCGCGAAAGUUUAGCCUAAACAUUAUUUUGUUGUUAUUGUUGUUUAUUUGUCCGUGUUGAUUUUGAAGUAGAACUUUUGCAUCUCUAUAAAUAAUUCAGGAAACCACUGUCUAAGGGCUAAUCCCAUUUUUGCCUAUGCAAAUGUGUUUUAGGGAAAGGGCGCAGGCUCCACCCGCACCCGUUGAAAGAUGGACCAUGGUUUACAUUGCCCUUUGCUGAUGUCCUUCAAUCUCACUCAGCAAAAAUGUACGCUUAUGUGCGAUUAUUUUUGUUUUUUCAUACAUAUAUAUAUAUAUAUAAACACAUACAAAGAUAUGGAUAUAUAUAUGGAUAGCUGUAUAAAUCAACUAAUAUACAGAUAAAAUAGUAUGCCUUCGUGAUGACAAAAAAAACAAAUGUAUCUUGUCUGAUUAUGUGGCAGUGUGCUGGCGUGUUACGAAGAACAGUAGCAUUUACGAAUGGAGGGGUUUUAGUUAUAUAAUCAAAAAAGUAAAAUGAGACCUUUUUAUUACCCAUUCCCAGCAGUUGCUGUCCAGUCACUUUUACAUCGAUGAAAGAUUUGAAGGGCUGAAACGUGCUAACAAGCUUGUAAAAUCAUCCUCCUGUGAAAUUUAGAUUUCUUGUUGAUCCCAGAAAAGAUGUUAUUUCUUUUUUAAUAUUAACUAAGAGCAUGAAAUCUUGAUUUCUGACCUUCAAAUGUACUGUUUUUGUGGCCACAUCUUUGCCAACCAUCAGUGUGUCGAUGCAGUAGCAUUGCUGAGGGUUGCAUCCAUUUGAAAUGGGCUUCUCGUUUUUCCUUUAUAAAUCAAAAAAUAUCUGAUAUGUGUCAAAUUCGUUUGUUCACAUCACUAGCUUUGAUUUUAGGUUUUACCGACAUCAGAGAGCUCUCCAUUUCUGGUUUUGAGCAAAACUAGAUGUCGUGCCGUUGUAAUAAGAUGCUCUGUUUCCCCGAGAUUUCAAAAUGUGUCUCUUUUAUUUUUCGUGGUUUCACGUCUUCUCAGUGACACGCAAUACCACCAAUUGCGGGCAGAGCGGCAACAUCACUGCCGUUUUAGUUUGAAGUUCGCGCUUGGCUGGUGUGCGACAAAUGGAUUUUAGGCGAUCACUUGUCUCUUUAUUGAUUUCGAUGCCUAAACCUCUUGGUCAAGAGAUGAUGUAAAGAACGCAGACGAAAACCAGGAAUUUAAAAAAAUAGAAAGGUUUUUUUCUAUUCAGCAUGCUUUUUGCUAAAUAAAUGAAAUAAUUCAGUUAUUUGCUACAAACGAUACUGUAUGAGUAUGUAUUCGAGUACUGCAGUAUGCAGACAAUUAAAAAAAAAAAAAAAAUGAGAGGUUCGUAUUUUACUCACUGAUGCAUACUUGAUUCUUGAGUGUCACAUAAUAACGAUUGGCCUCGUCGAGGUGGUUCGCGGUUGGUCCAUUUGUACGACUUUUGUUGGUUUACUGGUUGCUAUUUGUUUUAACAACUUCACAAAAUAAUUUUACUGACAAGAAUAUGAGAAAGACAAUUACAAAUAUUUAUGAAAUCCAACCAACAAAAACGACUUACCUGUGACUUCUUUGACAAAGUUGGACUGACAGCAACAAUCCACCAACUUCUUUUGUGGAUAAUGUUGGACAAACAGUAACAUCUUUCUGACACUGUUGCCACCGACCUCUUACCAGCAAUGUCCAAUACAAAAUUCAAUCAAAAGUAACAGUUUCCCAAAGUUGAACAGACACCGGACUUUUCCCUAACACUGACUUCUUUUACGAUGUCAUACCAAGGGCAACAAUGUCGGACAAACAAUUACUUUUUGAGAAAUGUCUGACAGGGCAGCCUAAUGAAGGCGACGACUUUCACAAAAUCGGACAAAAAUAAAACUGAGAGCAACGAUGAUGACAAAAACAACAAAGACUUUCUUUAGAUACGUUGCCUUGACACAGACUUCUUAUUGUUGUUAUAUUUUCGCCUCCCAAUAACUUCUAAUGAACGCCGACAUCCAACAACAGUCCAACGCUAGUUUCAGCUUGAUGUACAGGUAAUUCUUUCAUCUCGUAGUGUUGGGGAUUUCAUCUAGUGAAAGGGCAGUCAGUUAACAUUUUUGUAGAGUGAUGCAAGCUUUUGUGGUCUUUCACUUUAAUCGAAAGGAAUUCGACCGACAUCCUAGCCUUGCUGAGCACUUGUCGAAAGUGCCAUGAGAUGCGAGAAGCCCUCAAGUGUAGCAUCUGGCGCGUCCUGACGUUGUUGUGGACGUGCGGUCUCAUCCUGCUGUGUAAAUGCGUACCUCAAGAAAGCGCUGGCAACAGCAUACAUUGUGACAGACUUUUGAUAAGUGUUGCUUUCGGCAAGUCUUUGCAUGACGGUUCAAUUGGAUGUAACAAAACAAUGGUACUUUUGUAUGUAGAUGUCCAUUUAUACAUGUUUGUUCAAUUUUUAAUGGUAUAUGCCGCCACAAAAAACGGGAGGAGGUGCCAAAAAUGAGUCAUUGUCAUCAGGUGAGAUGAAAAAAAAAAUGGUAAAGUGUUCCUAUCAUUUCCAACAAGUGUUUGUCAUUUCUCAGUGUUGUCUCCAUAAAACCUUCAGAUGUAAUAUCCUGCAGAUAGAAGAUAAUAUUUAUUGGUGGUUGAUGACAGACAAAUAAGAGCUAUUAUAUUGCAACUGAAAUUGUAAGCUUUGGCCCCUGCAAAAAAAAAAAAGUUCACUCAUAUUUUUUUGCAUUAUUCCAUUUUUCUUAAAAGUGGGGCUUUUUAAAGAAAAGGUAUUGAGGCCUCUCAAUGAGUCCUGUCUGCUGUGUGAAAGCUGUGGUCCGUUUUGAUCUGCGGUUUUCAGUCUUGUCUUUGUUUACACGAAAAACCACACACUUUAUGUUACGACAAAAGGCCAAUCUGUUGUAACUGCCCUUGAAUAUCUUGUCAUUUGCAUAGUGCUGCUAGAGAGUGUAACAAAAUACAAUAAAUACUUAUUAGAUCUUU
Molecule: messenger RNA, 7003 nt
Organism: Corythoichthys intestinalis (scribbled pipefish)
Lineage: Eukaryota; Metazoa; Chordata; Actinopteri; Syngnathiformes; Syngnathidae
Gene: rgs17
Product: regulator of G protein signaling 17
Exons: 6
Coding region: 484-1128 (214 amino acids)
Source: RefSeq, a predicted model, not a curated record